AUGCGCGGUCUCGACGAAAGCACCGAAGCUCUUUUACGUACUGGCCAAAAGGCCCAGGAGCAAGUGCGACAUGCCUGGGAUGGCUUCAUAAACUUCGCUGCGCGGGAUAAUGUCCUCGAGGUUGCGUUGGGUUUGAUUAUAGCUAAUGCGUUCACCAAAGUCGUCACAUCAUUCGUAACAGACAUGGUUCUGCCGAUUGUCUCUCUGCUGCCAUUUUUGAACCGAAACAUGGAUCAGAAAUUCGCCGUUCUCUCCAAGGGUCCGAAUUUCGACCAGCAGAAUGGGUAUAAUACCCUCCUUCAAGCGAGAGAAGAUGGAGCACUGGUUCUGGCUUAUGGGGCGUUUAUGGAGACCGCUCUUAACUUCCUGGGGGUCAGCCUUACUCUGUACGCGGUCGGACAUCUAUACAUGCUUAUCUUCCAGGACAAGAUCAUCAAGCCUACUGUCCGCUGUCCAUACUGCAAGCAGUAUAUCAGUGAAUCGGCGCUUCGGUGUCGACAUUGUUCAACAUGGCAAGACGGAAGGGAAGAUGAUCCUGGGAGUGACGAAAGUUCUCGCUCAUAA
Molecule: messenger RNA, 564 nt
Organism: Penicillium mononematosum
Lineage: Eukaryota; Fungi; Ascomycota; Eurotiomycetes; Eurotiales; Aspergillaceae
Exons: 4
Coding region: 1-564 (187 amino acids)
Biological process (GO): monoatomic ion transport; intracellular water homeostasis
Molecular function (GO): mechanosensitive monoatomic ion channel activity
Source: RefSeq, a predicted model, not a curated record